Molecule: messenger RNA, 6803 nt
Organism: Triticum dicoccoides
Lineage: Eukaryota; Viridiplantae; Streptophyta; Magnoliopsida; Poales; Poaceae
Product: 3-ketoacyl-CoA synthase 6-like
Exons: 8
Coding region: 147-1541 (464 amino acids)
Biological process (GO): fatty acid biosynthetic process
Cellular component (GO): membrane
Molecular function (GO): acyltransferase activity, transferring groups other than amino-acyl groups
Source: RefSeq, a predicted model, not a curated record
CAACAUUCAUGUGUUUGGAAUGCAUGCAACUGUACUUGUUCUUGUAGUGUGCACAACCGCUGGUCCGUUGGCUCAAUUGCUUCCCACCGAGAGGCGAGGCGACAUACCUCCAACACAGACGACACAGAGCAGGACGCACUGUCCGCAUGAGCUCCUCGGUCCAGCACAAGCGGUUGUACCGGCUGCUGGUGAGCAGCAUGCUCCCCAUCGUGGCGGUGCCCCUCAUGCUCACCGCGGCGGGGCUCCGGCCCGUGCACGUGUUCCUGGCCGCGUUCGUCCCGGCCGCGGUGGCCGCCGUCUACCUCAGGCUCCGGCCGCGCGCCGUGUACAUGGUGGACUACGCGUGCUUCCGCCCCAACCCCGGCUCCCGCGUCCCGUUCGCCGCGUUCCAGGAGCACGCCAGCACGUGCGUCGACGAGCGCAGCGUCCGGUUCAUGGUGCGCCUGCUCGAGCGCUCCGGUCUCGGGGAGGAGACCUGCCUCCCCGACGCGCAGCACUACAUCCCGCCGGACCGCGACCUCCAGUCCUCCCGCGCCGAGGCCGAGCUCGUCGUCUUCUCCGCCAUCGACGACCUGCUCGCCAAGACAAAGGUCUCCCCGGAGGACAUCGACAUCCUCAUCAUCAACUGCAGCCUCUUCGCCCCGACGCCGUCUUUCGCCGACAUGGUCGUCAGCCGGUACAAGCUCCGCGAGGACGUGCGCAGCGUGCACCUCGCCGGGAUGGGCUGCAGCGCCGGGCUCAUCUCCGUGGGGCUCGCCAGGAACCUGCUCCAGGUCGCGCCCGAGGGCUCCAACGCGCUGGUGGUGUCCACGGAGACCAUCACGCCCAACUACUACAUGGGCAAGGAGCGCGCCAUGCUCCUGCCCAACUGCCUGUUCCGGAUGGGCGGCGCGGCCGUGCUCCUGUCCACCAGCAGUCGCAACGCGCGGUUCCGGCUCGCGCGCGUCGUGCGGACGCUGACCGGCGCCAAGGACGGCGCGUACGGCUGCGUGUACCAGGAGGAGGACGACCGCGGCAACGUCGGGGUCAACCUGUCCAAGGACCUGAUGGUCACCGCCGGCGACGCGCUCAGGGCGAACAUCACGGCCAUAGGGCCCCUGGUCCUGCCGGCGUCGGAGCAGCUGCUGUUCGCGCUGUCCUACGUGGCGCGCAAGGUGGUCGGCAGCAGCAGGAUCAGGCCGUACAUCCCCGACUUCCGCACGGCGUUCGAGCACUUCUGCAUCCACGCGGGCGGGCGCGCGGUGAUCGACGAGCUCCAGCGCAGCCUGAGGCUGUCGGACGAGCAGGUGGAGGCGUCGAGGAUGACGCUGCACCGUUUCGGCAACACGUCGAGCAGCUCGCUGUGGUACGAGCUGGCCUACAUCGAAGCCAAGGGACGCAUGCGCAAGGGCGACCGUGUGUGGAUGAUUGGCUUCGGCUCCGGGUUCAAGUGCAACAGCGCCGCCUGGGAGUGCAUUCGCCCGCCGGCGGCGCUCGACGGGCCAUGGGCCUCCUGCGUCCACCGGUACCCCGUCGACGUCCCCGACGUGCUCAAGCAUUAGUCAGGCCGCACGUACACAACCCGGCCGGCUCGUCUCUUGCAUGCGCAUUCCCAUUCGAUCGUACACGCACACAGUUCCACUCGUACACAAAACAAGUCCACGUACACAUGGCCAGCCACUGGCACUUACUGCUAGGCACUAUAGUUAGCUACAACUAUUACAAGUAUGCUUGCCAGAUUCGCUCACUAAAGGUUUAUAUAUCAUCCAAUAUUUUCUGUGAGCAUGUAGCCGACUUAGGAUUAUUGGAGCUUCUUCGUCCUGGAAUUAUGCGACCACUAAUAUGAACCACCUCUCAUAAAGUAAUAGGUUUACCAUUCCGAAUAGGGCGUUAUAACACCUUUACUUUGGUACAUUGUUCGUGUGGAGAAUGACAAAAUUUAUUGGGCCUAACGAUGAAUUGGGGAGAAUUCUCAAAUUGAUCUAAAGGACCAAUCGAACAUAUAAAGGACGCUACCCAACCCGCCAUUCUGAGGCCUCCGCACGCGCGACGCUUGUUGGACCGUGCGAUUUUUUUACUGUGUUCUUUUUUUACUGCUGGCAAUUGGUCAGUCGUCGGGUUUUCUUCACGUUUGUGAGUGCUUUGAGAAUGGAUGACAAGUGGGCCUCGUUAUGUGUGGGGUCGAGAAAACGGCGUGCGUUUUGCCCAAUUCUGCGUAAGAAAAGUAUCGAGUCCUAGACCGACGAGGGGUAAAAAGAAAAAAGCAAGCCAGCCGCCUCCUCUCACCCACGCCGCCCCUCCUCUCCCCGCUCGUCUCCUCCUCUCCGGCCGCUCCCCCCAGCCGGCGCCCACUAGCUGCUCUCCAGAUGCAUCCUCCCCAUGAUCCGAUGUCAUGUCCUGCGUAUAUGACACAUAGUACACUGUAUAAAGUGUGGGGCCAGAGGGCAGUGUGAGUUGUAUGGUGCUUAUAAGCCCAACCCCUUGUACUGAUCUAGUCAUCGAAUUAAUGAAUGAACUCAGCUGCUCCAGUCAAUCCCUUUGUCAUUUUCUAUCUCUAUCCUGUGAUUCUCUAGCUACUGCUAGGGACAUCACAAUUGGUAUUCAGAGCUUCGUUUUCGAUCCGAUCCACAUUUAGCCCUGUGCCCAAACUCUGUUCGUCCUCGAGAGAAUGAAAGAGAUGCAAAAAUCGUUGCAAGAAAUGUUGGAGCGAGUUCUAUCAGAGAAAUUUGACAAGUUCUUCCCCGAAUUGAAGAUGCGGGGCGGCGAGGGCACCAGCCUUCGCGCGGGGGUCGGCGACUUCCGCAAGGACCCGGGUGCCGUGAAGCACGAGCAGGUGGCAUCACCCGUACCGCAAGAACACGCUGCACCUCCGGCGAACAGGGCAGCGAGGUUCGCUUAUGGCGGCCAUCCUGCUCCAUGGGACUCGACGGGGGCUAUGGCCGACGCCAUGGCUGUACAAGGGCUGCUCGUCCCUGAUCCACAGGCGGAUGCACUCAGCACGCCCACCAGCUGUUCGACGGGGUGUCUCACCCAAGUCGAGCCAGCAAACCAGCAGACCGGGGCAGACUCCGUGCAGGAGCGCCGGUCCGUGCUCGAGGAGAAGCUCGAGGUCAAGCUCACACCGCUGCAGGCCAAGCUCAACCCGUUGGUGACCGACCUCCGCGCGCGAGUCGACGCCAUCGCCGCGGAUCUGGAUGCGGUCCAGUAAGCGCGCGACCCCGUCCAGGUCCACGGCGGCGGCACAAGCAACAACGUGCCCCAGCCGUACGCACCGCCAUGGAAGGCGGUGGACCCCAAGAACCAUUUCCAGUGGCACGUCGAUGAGGACGUCGAACCGGAGUACGCACAUCGCGGCGAUGAGGUGCCGCGCGGGUGCCGUGGCAUCCGCCACAACGACGACGACUGCCCCGACCGCCGCGGCGUCCGCCAUGACGACGACGACUACAACGACCACCGCGACGGAUUUCGACUUAAGCCACCCAAGCACCCAUUUCCGGUCUUCAAAGGGUACAAAACUUGCUGGCUUCCCCUGCGUCCCAAGCAGACUGAGGCUGCUGAUGCGGAUGAGGCUUUGGCUGUUCCUCUUGAUGGUGAAUGGAUAUGGCACUGCCAUCAGCUUAAUCCUACUCAAUACAUAAAGGACUACAAGAGAUUAUAUGGCAGAAUACUGGACACUAACAAUGUCAAGUCCAUUCAAGCAAAAUCCAAGGACCAGGUUGAGAAAGUUUGGACUGAGUUAUAUCCUGGGGAGCCUGUUGAGUUGGAGUGCACAAGUCCUUCUGAAGAUUCUGUUUAUCUGAGUGAUGAAACGGCAGGAGGCUUUUCCUAUGAUUUGGUCUCAGCUGUUAAGAGACACUCUUCUUUCGUCUACCAGAUUAUGAUCUUAAUUGGGAAAACUGGUUCUGGGAAAAGCACACAAUUGGUUCAGUAUCUUGCUAACUCAGGUCUUGCUGCCAAGGGUUGCCACCUGGGAAGUAUAGUGCUGCAAAUACUCCGUGAUACUUCUGUUUGUAAGGUACCUUAUUCUGCUACACACCAGUGGGAUCCUGGACUUUCUUCUGAAAUAAUUCAUGUGCAUUCACUGGGUACUUUGCAACUCCUUGGACAUGAUUUGGUGCAGUACAUUGAGCUUGGAAGUGCAUUUAGUCUCAGCAUUGCAACGGGUAUGCAGCUAUUGCAGUUAUUGUUGAGAGCGAUGCUACUUGGUGUCAUUCACUCCAAGUUGUGGUUAACUGAUGGAUGGUCAGAGACAAAUAGUGCUCACAAUUUUCCUUGCCUUCAGUCCAGGGAAUGAGAUCCUUCUUACAGCAUGGCAAAUAUACUGCUUCAUUGAUUCUGCCUUGGAAUCCAGACGGUUGGAUGACAUCUAGCACUACACUUUUGUUUUCUAUUGAAUGUAGUUUCUUGCAUUGGAACCCUUGUUUACCCGAGGCAACUUACUCUAAAGAACAACUUGUGCUGCACAAACUUGGUCUCUGUCAAGCAACAGGUUCAAUUUUCAAGCUCCUGCAAGCAAAGAACAUAGUGUCGCCAUUACCUCACGCUGUUCAGCAGCGGUGUCUUGGAUGGCUCCGAUUGUAUCCUGAUAUCGUCCUUUUGAUGGUUGAGUGGAAUCACUCAUAUUUCUCUGUCAGACUUUGGGACCCAGGCAUUAUACAGUUCCUCUCUCGCUCUGCCGUCCGAUCUCCCAUUCAGGCGGAUUUUAGCAGUGAGGGCACUGGAGAUACCCGAGCUUGCACUUGGCUCCUGUGUUGGCACUUGCAGUUUGUAUACAGGAAGGAUGAGACGAUUAUGUGGCUUCAACUUCACUUCUUCUGCACAUUUCUGACUUGGAUAGAUUUGCAGUGCAGUUUCCCGAGUGCCUCAUAUCCUUUCCUCUACACUUAUAUUUGGCUGCGUGCCUGCGUUCUUCUUGAACCGGAGUGGUGCAUAUCAUUCACUGAUCACAAUUCUAGCCGUACAAGGGGUAUCGAGCUUGAGGACAAGCUCCAUUUCAAGGGGAGGAAAUUGUCAUGUCCUGCGUAUAUGACACAUAGUACACUGUAUAAAGUGUGGGGCCAGAGGGCAGUGUGAGUUGUAUGGUGCUUAUAAGCCCAACCCCUUGUACUGAUCUAGUCAUCGAAUCAAUGAAUGAAGUGAGCUGCUCCAGCUCCUUCGUUCUCGGUCAAUCCCUUUGCCAUUUUCUAUCUCUAUCCUGUGAUUCUCUAGCUACUGCUAGGGACAUCACAUCCGAGGACGGAGGGAGUCGUGGUGGCAGGGGACAGACGCGUGAGGAGGAGGCCGUGGUCAUGGUGGCGCGACGGAGGUCGUGGCUCGCCCCCCGCCGCCUCUCUAGCGCCCCCAUUUUCCCUGCCCCCUCCCUGGCGUCAUUACCUCUGCCAUGGCCUCCACCCUCCCUCUCCAUCGACCUUCCCGAGCUCUCCCUCUUCGGGGGUCGCCGCCAUCCGAUGCCACGCGCCAUGAUUCCAGAUCGGCCGCAGGCCGAGAAAGAGCGGUUGCUGUAGUGAGGGCAGCAGGGUGCCCACCCCGGCGGCUGUGUGCAGAGGGGGAGAGGUCAAGGAUGGUUGCCCGUUCAUGGAGGAGAGAUGCAACACAGUGUUGGCAUGGUGUUCAUCUUCAGAUCGGUUGCAACCUUCUGCCCCCAUCGUUCCCCGUGUUUUCUUUUCAUAAUCUACACACUAAGUUGUAGAUUGGUCGGAGCUGUUGGCAUUAGGCAGCACAAGAAUAAGAAUGUUUGUCAGCUUUUUCAUAGGAUGAAGAUGGACCUGGCAGCAGGGAUCAUGGGAGCAACGGGAGUGGCUGGCCGCCCGAAGCUAGACGAGAAAGGGGGCAGCAGUGCAGGGACGGAAGAGGGUGUCCAUGUGCUAUCCAUUUCUGCUCAUCUUAAGCUUGCAGAUUUUUAUCUAAAAGCAGAGCUACCUACUAAUGGCUCACAAGAUCGAAAACUAAGCCUGAUUUCUCAGGAAUCUUCCGUUGUGGUGCUUAUGUGUCUAAGAAAUUAACAGGGCAGAGGCUCUAGAGAGGAGGUUUGAUUUUCCUUUUCGGCGUUUGUAGCACGAAUGCAAGAAUUUCUCUUGUUUGGAUAUGUCCUUACUUUCAUGGCUCAAUCAUCAAAUGACGUCAAAAUUGAAUUCCUGAAAGCAAGGCUAAUUAAUGAAGGAAAGCUAACUGAUGCUCUUGUUGUAUCCAACUGUUGUUUGCGCAAUGGAGCGUCUGAUAAAUUACUUUGAUUGUCCAUUGUCAAAGGGAAUAAAUAAUAAGUCUAGGCACAGGACAACGUAACAAUAUGUGCUUGAGUCCUUACAUCAUACGUGAUCGUGUAAUUCUAUGACACAGCCUGUUUAUGGAGUUAAAUCUCGACAAGGCAUAUUUCCCAUUUCUCAGCUUACUUUCCCACAUCUUGCGCUAACCACUCCCAGGACACCAGAUCCGCGUCCUCGUUGUCCCCCCAGCCUUGCUUAUUGGACGAAGAUGACAGGGAGGAGAGGAUGCUAGCCAGGAAGGUGCACAUGGCAUUGGCGUCGCCGACCCCUCACCGGCGAUGGCCAAGGAGCCAUCGACGAUGGUGUAGCUGCAGCAGUCUGUCAAUUGGACGAGAGGCCAAGGACCAUGGUUGAUCUAAGAGCAGUCUCAACUUGCUUGUUGAUCUGUUCUGGAGCAUGGUUCAUCUAUCCAUGUUUCCCCACCCUAACACAACACGGUCCACAUCUUGAAUUUGAAGUGAACUUCAGUCUAAUUUGUUGCUGGUUGUGCUGAACAGUUCGGUUAGGGUGGACGUGCUUUUGUUCUAUUUGUGCUGGCGAAAAACUUGAGUUCCUUUGUCA